Colossoma macropomum (tambaqui) is the source of this 3111-nucleotide messenger RNA. It is a transcript of the gene arhgap22b, whose product is annotated as rho GTPase-activating protein 22. Gene Ontology annotation, molecular function: GTPase activator activity. Gene Ontology annotation, biological process: signal transduction; activation of GTPase activity. The record is from RefSeq and is a predicted model, not a curated record. Gene Ontology annotation, cellular component: focal adhesion. Lineage: Eukaryota; Metazoa; Chordata; Actinopteri; Characiformes; Serrasalmidae.
AGGAGGAAGAAGGAGGAAAAAGAGACAGAGCAGGAGAGGAAAGAGAGAGAGAGAGAGAGGGAGGAUCCCCUGGAGAGCGAGAGAGGCUGAGCCCACAUGCCUGCGGCCAAUUAAAAGGAGCUUCUCUCGCCCUCAGGCUGGCUGAGCAGCGGAUUGUCGUAAUAAAGCCAGAAAUGAGGACCGGUCAGCGGCGGAGAGCAGUUGGGGGGAUGAAUAAUGCAGCUCAGCGUGGGUGUGGACCGCUGAACGUGUGAGGGAACCCUCCCCCCGCCCGCUCUGUGAGGUCAGAGCACGAGGAGAGCGAGGAGAGGCUGAGGAGGGAAGAGCAAGCCACGGUGGAGGAGGAGAGGAGAGAGAGCGAGGGAGCGUAGCAGGAGAGAAGGGGUGGAGGACGGAGUAUGUGGAGGGUGCAACGAUGACAGCCAUGCUGAGCCCUAAGAUCAGACAGACCAGGAGAGCCAGGUCAAAGAGCAUGGUGAUGGGCGAGGUGUCCCGCGGCUCGGGUCCGUCUCCUUCGCCAGGUCUCCAGGAGGGGGUGCUGAAGGCUGGCUGGCUGAAGAAACAGAGGAGCAUCAUGAAGAACUGGCAGCUGCGCUGGUUUGUGCUGCGCUCUGAUUACCUCUACUUCUACAAGGACGAGGAGGAAACUAAGCCUCAGGGAUGCAUUCCACUCAAGGGCAGUCAAGUGAACGAGAUCACAGCCAAUCCCGAGGAGCCUGGCCGACACCUGUUUGAGAUUGUCCCAGGCGCAGCUGGGGAGAAAGAGCGAGCAGCCGUCAGCCAUGAGGCCUUUUUACUCAUGGCCAACUCCCAGAGCGAUAUGGACGACUGGGUCAAGGCCAUCAGACGGGUCAUCUGGGCUCCUUUUGGAGGAGGAAUAUUUGGACAACGGCUGGAGGACACGGUUCAGUAUGAGAAGAAGUUUGGUCCACGUCUCGCUCCUCUCCUGGUUGAGCAGUGUGUGGAUUUUAUCAGAGAGCGGGGGCUGGAUGAGGAGGGUCUCUUCAGGAUGCCGGGCCAGGCCAACCUAGUAAAGGAGCUUCAAGAUGCUUUUGACUGUGGAGAUAAACCACAGUUUGACAGUAACACUGAUGUCCACACUGUGGCGUCGCUGCUGAAGCUGUACCUCAGAGAGCUUCCAGAGCCGGUCAUCCCCUUCUGCAAGUAUGAGGAUUUCCUCACUUGUGCUCAGCUCCUGGCCAAAGAUGAGCAGGAGGGACUACAGGAGUUGGGGCAGCAGGUAAAGACUCUCCCUCCUGCGAACUACAACCUCCUCAAAUAUAUAUGCAAGUUCCUGGAUGAAGUUCAGUCACAUUCUGCUGAGAAUAAAAUGAGCGUACAGAACCUGGCCACUGUGUUCGGACCAAACAUUCUCCGUCCUAAACUGGAGGAUCCAGUAGCCAUCAUGGAAGGAACCUCUCUUGUCCAGCAUCUCAUGACCGUGCUCAUUAGCAAGCAUGAUCGGCUGUAUCCUGAGCGAGACCCCGAGGCUCCUGAAGCCUGCACAGAGGUGAAAUCUCAAGACCUGCAACCCCAGCAGUCCAACCUGGUGGGAUGGAUCUCUGAGGAGGACCUCCAAAGCCUCACAACCGCAGGGAAAAACUCCAACGCCAGCGACAACCCCACCAGUAGCAGUGCCUCGUCCCUGGAUGGCAGCCCAGCAGGCCCUUCCUCUAAAUCGAGCCCUCAGGGAAAGGGCGAGACGGCGGUCAGCCCCAGCAAACAAGCCAAGACGCUGCCUUCAUGGAAGUACACCUUCAAAAGUUCCUCACCACGACCGCAGCCUGCCAAAAUCGGUGGGUCGUCAGUAGACGUCACCAACGUUUCCAGUGGGAACUGGCUCAUGAACGGGCUAUCAUCUCUGAGAGGUCACCGCCGCACCUCGACAGGGGAACGGGUCAGAGACUCAGGGUCAUCCCAGAGACUGUCCACCUACGACAACGUCACAUCGUCUUCGAGCCUGGGAAGCGCACCCAGUAUAGACAGCACUCCGUGGUCCACCUCGUCCUGCGAUAUCUCUAUCCCAGACUCAGGGAGUGACCACUUAGAGGCAGACUCUGGAAAGGAUCGCUGGACGGAGCCGGAGGAAAACCUGACAGACACGGUGCAGACUGCAGACGAGGUGAAAUCUAUGGAGGAAGAGGAUGCUAGUAUCACAGUGGAGGAGUACGUCAGCAGUGCCUGCUGCAGCAACAGCAACGUGGUGCCAGUCAUCACAGUUAUGAACGAAGACGCUGAUGAAAGCCCCUCGUCACUGGUCAGUGUGGUGUCUGCACUGCGAGAGGAACUGAGGAUCCAGAAACAGGCGUAUGAAUCCAGAAUCAAAAAGCUGGAAGAGUCGAGUGCGGCGCUCUGUGCCCAGAUGGAGAGGUUAGAACAUGAGAUGGAGCAAGAGAGAAAGAAGAAAAGAAUGCUGGAGAUCAAACUGCGGAACUCGGAAAGGGCCCGCGAGGACGCGGAGAACCGCAAUCGGCUCCUGGAAAAAGAAAUGGAGGACUUUUUCUCCACCCUGGGGGACCUGGCUCUCGGAGCUCGGACAAGUGAUAUUUAAACGAGCUUCUCCGUCUUAAAGAUGUGCAGGAAAAUAGCCACAAAUGCCUCUGUGGUCAACUGUGGGCAGCAGUGGCUCUGUGUCACCUCAGGUCCCUUCGGACAGUGUGGGGGGAUAAUUCCAUGUGUUCAAUGGUGAUCUUACGUUACUUGAUUGUCUUGACGGGGACCUAAAAGACGACCGUACGAAAGGCCUCAUUCAUCCGGACCUUCAGUUUACGUAUCACUGUGCAUGUAAGAGCAUCCACUUUUUACUAGGGAUGCACUGAUACAGAAUUUCUGGGCUGAUAACACUGUUCGCACUGAUACCGGUACUGCUAAAAGGUUUACCCUACAAUCUAUGAAGUUUGUAGAUAAAGGCCAUUACACACCGAACGAGACACGAAUAAACAUGAAAACGUAAAAAUUGCACCAAAAGUACACAAACCAGACGUUCCACUAUUUUCCGAAAAUAACGUAGGAAGAUUGUCUUCAAGUAAUAAAAGCAAAUCCUUUGUUCCUCAAAAAAUAGUGACAUUGAGUGCAAAAAAAGAAAGUUCUUCAAGGGUUCUUUAGUAAAGA